CGUCAGUUUAGAACAAAAGAAGGACCAGUUUAAAGCAGGAGUAAAAAUAAAAAUGAUAUUCACAGCCUUGUUAGCAUGCUUGGCUGUUGCCAAUGGUGCCAAUGUGGAACGCCGUGGUCUUCAGCCGAUGGAUACGUUUUCCCUACAAACGUUUAUACAACUGUUCCGACAGACAUUGCUGGACAAGGUCGCCAUAGAAAUGAAUGCUACUGUCGACAUGAGCAAGCAGCUGAAGAUUAAAAUGGACAACUGUAAACCUAAGAUAACUGUCAAGACUAACGAAUGUAAAAGUUGUGCAAAAUCAGCAUGCCAUGCUGAUCCAUCAUUCUCGGAUUAUCUUGCGCUUGCCAAUCCCUACACAUAUCUGGAAGGACCUUUGAACGACAUGGCCGGAAAAUUAGGUAAUGCUGUGGAUCUUCUUGGAGAUAAAGCUGCUGGUUUUGUUAAGUCAAUGAAAGAUUUGGGAGGUUCUGCCUCAGGAGGGGUAGCUGAUGGUUUCUCAUCUGCCUUUAGUACAAUGAAAGACGGGCUUGAUAAAGUGGGUAGUACUUUAACUGAUGCUGGUAAUGCAGUAAUUGAUACAGCUGGACUACUUGGGGACGGAUUUACAGAUUUAGGACAUGGUUUGACGGACGGUCUCAACAAUGCUGGUCAUGAAAUCGAACAUAUUGGAAGCAGUAUAGGUCAUGCCAUUGGAGGUAUCUUUGGAAAGAAACGAGAAAUCGACGCAAAGACAAGACAUUGUAUGGAAAAAUGCGCUUCUUGCAGACCAUUGCUCUUACCUACCCAAGCUGAAGUGAUCACUGCUGUAUGCGGAGCCGACAUUGUCAAAAUGAAUACCACAAUGACUAGCAAGGUCAGCAAGCUUCAGAAAGUAUAUGACGCCGCUCUAGAUAAGGCACAUCCCAUCAUUACAAAGCUUCAAUACGACCCUACAUCAAUGAAUAGCAAGAUGCAAUUAAGCAAUGUACACAUCACCGUGCACUUGAACGGACAUGACAUCUCUUACAAGACAGCUGUACCCUACUCGAUGAUGAAUAUCCCCGAGACUGCCAGAAGCAUGGCAAUGGAAUAUUGGGGAAAAGUUGAUGCCUGAAAUAACUGAUAGUCUAUGUUGUUAAAUUACUUGUUGAAAAUAAAGAUAAUUAAAUGA
This is a messenger RNA of Ruditapes philippinarum (Manila clam), 1153 nucleotides long. RefSeq lists its product as uncharacterized. The record is from RefSeq and is a predicted model, not a curated record. The transcript is spliced from 7 exons. The coding region runs from base 53 to 1096 and encodes 347 amino acids. Lineage: Eukaryota; Metazoa; Mollusca; Bivalvia; Venerida; Veneridae.